This is a messenger RNA of Aphidius gifuensis, 1339 nucleotides long. RefSeq names its product glucose-induced degradation protein 8-B homolog (gene Hou). Gene Ontology annotation, biological process: proteasome-mediated ubiquitin-dependent protein catabolic process. Gene Ontology annotation, molecular function: protein binding. Bases 340 to 1026 code for a protein of 228 amino acids. Gene Ontology annotation, cellular component: nucleus; cytoplasm. The record is from RefSeq and is a predicted model, not a curated record. The transcript is spliced from 4 exons. NCBI's taxonomy places the organism in Eukaryota, Metazoa, Arthropoda, Insecta, Hymenoptera, Braconidae.
AGAUAAAAAUAUACGACGAACAAAAAAUAAUAAAAUAAUAAAUAUUAUCCUUCAAUUAUAUCAACUCACUUUACAAUAAGUGACAGAAGCCAGAGUGUUUUGAUUUUUUUAUCCUUGAAUGAAUAACCAUUAAAAUUUUAAUAUUAUUUUAAUGAAAAUUGUAUUGUUAAUAAAUACACUAAAAUAUUGUUGUGAAUAAUAAACAGCUGGACAUUUUUUUUAUUAUUUAUUUACUGUGUACUCUCAACGAAUGGACCAAUUUAUAUUUUUGCCAAUCAUUGAAUGAUUUAUAAAUUUUUAAUUCUUGUAUUUAUUAAUUUUUUUUAACAAAGAGACAUCAUGAGCUUUAUGGAAAAACAAGAAGGUGGUUCCAAAGACAAGUGGGUCACUGAUAUUGGAUCUCAUGUACAAAGAGUGUCGAUGAAUAAUCUCAUCAUGAAUUAUCUAGUAACAGAGGGUUUUAAAGAAGCAGCUGAAAAAUUUCAACAAGAAUCUGGUGUUGGACCAACUGUCGAAUUAAAUUCAAUGGAUGAUAGAAUUCGUAUAAGAGACGCUGUACAAAAUGGCAGAAUUCAAGAGGCAACUGAUUUAGUUAAUCAAUUACAUCCAGAACUACUUGAUAAUGAUAGAUAUUUAUAUUUUCACCUUCAACAAUUACAUUUAAUUGAGCUAAUAAGAACUGGAAGAAUUGAAGAAGCAUUACAAUUUGCACAAGAUCAAUUAAGUGAAGCUGGUGAAUCUGAUGAUAAUAUAUUGAGUGAACUUGAAAGAACAUUGGCUUUAUUGGCAUUUGAAGAACCUGAUAAAUCACCAUUCAGUGAUCUUCUUCUUCCUUCACAUCGACAAAAAAUUGCAAGUGAAUUAAAUACAGCAAUAUUAAAAAUGGAACACAGAGAAUCAACAAGUCCAAGAUUAAAUAAUUUAUUAAAAAUGAUACUAUGGGCACAAGAUGAGCUGGACAAAAAAAAAGUUAAAUAUCCUAAAAUGACUGAUCUUGGCAGUGCUACUAUUGAUAAUCCAAAGUAGCCAAUAAAUAUUAUUUACAGUAAAAAUAAUUAAUAUUAUAAAAUCUAUUAAUUAAAAAACGAAAAACGAAAAUAAAUAAAAAUAUCAAUCAUUUAUUAAUUUAUCCAUCAAGGCUAGUUUUAAUGUCUCGAAAAUAAUUAAAUUAUCAAUCGAAACUAGACUGGAUAUAUUUUUUUUUUCUCUUUUUUUUCGUAUUUAAAAAUUAUUAAAAAAAAAAAUAAUAUGUAUAUUUAAUAAGAUGACGAUUAAGUGGGUAUAAAAAUUAAAUAAAUAAUUGUAAUUUUGUGAAAAUAAAGAUAUAAUUAACUCACAA